Molecule: messenger RNA, 1568 nt
Organism: Leptopilina heterotoma
Lineage: Eukaryota; Metazoa; Arthropoda; Insecta; Hymenoptera; Figitidae
Gene: Arpc2
Product: probable actin-related protein 2/3 complex subunit 2
Exons: 7
Coding region: 109-1035 (308 amino acids)
Biological process (GO): actin filament polymerization; Arp2/3 complex-mediated actin nucleation
Cellular component (GO): actin cytoskeleton; Arp2/3 protein complex
Molecular function (GO): actin filament binding; structural constituent of cytoskeleton
Source: RefSeq, a predicted model, not a curated record
UAGUGAAUUAGUGAGAGUGCCAUAACCGGUGUUACUUGGGUGGAUGACAGUAAUGUUGGUUAUUUAAAACUUUUCUUUCAUGUUCUGUGAGUGCACUUUGUUACAGUGAUGAUUUUACUUGAGAUUAAUAAUAGAAUUUUAGAAGAGACAUUAACUAAUAGAAUAAAAAAUGCCUUGUCAGGCCACAAGCCUGAGUCCAUUGAUAUUACAAUUGCUGACUUUGAUGGAGCUUUAUUUCAUGUUUCAAACUUUAGUAAAGACAAAUCAAAAAUUAGAAUUAGUAUAUUACUGAAAUUUUACAAACAACUUCAAGAACAUGGUGCAGAUGAAUUGCUCAAAAGAGAAUAUGGUUCUUAUUUAAUAGAACCCGAGAGUGGUUAUAAUGUGACUGUGCUAAUAGAUUUGGACAAUUUAAAUGAUGACUGGGAAUCAUUGAUCAAGAAGAUAGGUUUGCUUAAAAGACACUGUUUUGCAAGUGUUUUUGAAAAAUAUUUUGAUUUUCAAGAAUAUUAUUUUGAUUCACAAGAUGCUGGAAUAAAAAUGCAUAAAAGAGCAGUUAUUGAAUAUCGGGAUCAAGAGUAUAUGUAUGUAGAAGCAAAAAGUGACAGAGUCACUGUAGUCUUUAGUACUAUAUUUAAAGACGAAGAUGAUAUGGUUAUUGGAAAAAUGUUUUUACAAGAGUUGAAAGAGGGACGUAGAGCAAGCCAUACGGCACCCCAAGUUCUAUUUAGUCAUCGUGAACCACCACUUGAGUUGCAAGACGCUGGAGCGCCAAUUAAUGAUUGCAUAGGAUAUAUCACAUUUGUUUUGUUUCCUAGACAUACUAGCAGGGAAGCUCGUAACAAUACAAUAGAUUUAAUUCACAUGUUCAGGCAUUAUCUACAUUAUCAUAUAAAAUGUAGUAAAGUUUACAUUCAUUCGAGAAUGCGAACUAAAACAACUGACUUUUUGAAAGUAUUAAAUCGUGCAAGAUCGCAACCAAAAACUACAGAAAAGAAGACUAUCACGGGUCGAACGUUUAUCAGAAAAGAGUAGAGGCGAAGCAUACGAAGGAUUUGAUCUAACCUAUCAAAUUAACAUUUUGAUAUAUAAAUAGAUGAUAGCUUUUCUUCUGCGAAAAUAAAAAUGUGUAUUUGUAUUCUAGAUCAAGAGAAGAAUUUUACAAUGAGAAAAAAAAAUAUAUAGACGUGGUAAUGAAGUAUUAAAAGGAAAAACCAUUUCAGAUUUGAAAUUUUUAUUUACGGAAAAUACUUAUCAAUUUGAUUUGAUGUUAAAAAAAUUAUGUACUGCAUAUAUUUAUAUUAAUAUUAUUAUUAACAUGUUACAUUGACAACUUUAUAAACUUCCAAGUUAUAUACUACACAUUCACACAUAUUUACCUUUUACAUUAAUAUUUUCUACAUAAUGUUCAGGUUAGAAAUGAAAAAUUGAGAUGUUGAAUAUUUUUAAUUAGUGAAUUUCCCGGUAUUGGGAGAAGAAUUAGUUAAAUUUGUUCAGUGUAAAGUAAAAGUAAAUUUGAUUUCAAAAGAAUACUGGAUAUUGCAAUAAAAUGUUGGAAAACUUAAAAA